UUGAGUCACUCAACCAAUCAGACGUCAGAGGGUCGGUGACAGGAAGCGCUGUUGUGAAACGCAACAUUGCUCGUUGCACCGUGGAGAGGAUCAAACGCGCUUAUCGAUAGAUCUUCAGCUGUUUCCAGAAGUUUGAAAACUGAAGAUUUGAGGAUUUUCUCUUAUUUGAGGAGAAGCUGCCCGUCGGUCAUGCUGAAAGCUCUGGGACAAGCUUUUUUCUCCACCGGACUGCAGAGUCCUAAAUUCACAGCAGAGGAGCCGAAGGGUCAGGACUAUGAGAUCCGCACCUACCAUCCCACUAGGUGGAUGAGCACCACUGUGAGUGGGAUGCAGGGUGAUGAAUGUACGAGCACCGGCUUCCGCAGGCUCUUCCGCUACAUUCAGGGCAACAACAAAACCAAGACCAAGGUGGAGAUGACGGCACCUGUCACGUGCCGUGUGGACCCUGGAGCCGGCCCCGCCUGCGAAUCUCAGUUUACCGUGUCCUUCUACAUCCCAGAUGAGCUUCAGGAAAACCCGCCUGAGCCCACCGACCCCGACGUGUUCUUGGAGGACCGGAAAGAGUUCACUGCAUACGUCAGGACUUAUGGUGGUUUUUCCAAUGAGAACAUGAAGAGGGAAGAGCUGCUGAAGCUUUUGGAGAGCCUGAAGAGGGACGGCGUCGAAUUUGUCGACAAGCCGUACUACACGGCCGGAUACGACAGCCCCUUCAAACUGACCAACCGCAGGAACGAGGUGUGGGUCCUCAAGAAAGCAGAGCAGCAGUGAAGUUGCGCCUAGCAGCAACUUAACAAACGCUCAGACUAAUGUUUGAAAAGCAUGAGUCGGUAAUUUACCGUUUUAAAGCACUUACUGACGUUGACGACAAGACCAAAUACUUGGAAGAUGCAGCAGUGAUUGGUACUACAUGUCCAGCAGGUGGCGCUAACUGGAUUAAAAAGUGCCUUGAUGUUUUAUUUUUUUGUCUUGCAUAAUUUUUACAUAAUUUACAUGCAUAACAUAAUUUUUGCUUUUGAUUGUGAGUGUUGUUUUACUGGUUUAAAAGGAGAUUUUAUUAACUAACAGAACAAUUUGUUAACAUGUAAUAAAUAUGAAAGGGGCCAGUGUGGUUUUAUAAAGCAUCUGCUGCUAUUGCUCCAUCUGAGAAUAAACAGACCAAAAAUCUUGU
Molecule: messenger RNA, 1168 nt
Organism: Poecilia latipinna (sailfin molly)
Lineage: Eukaryota; Metazoa; Chordata; Actinopteri; Cyprinodontiformes; Poeciliidae
Gene: hebp2
Product: heme binding protein 2
Exons: 5
Coding region: 190-768 (192 amino acids)
Cellular component (GO): cytoplasm
Molecular function (GO): heme binding
Source: RefSeq, a predicted model, not a curated record